UUAUAAUGAAAAUUAUUAAUUGAAACUUGGAUUUAUUAGGAUUUUUGCCAACAUUCCUGAAAAAAAUUUACAACAACAUAAAAAGUCUAUUUUUAUAGGAAAUUUCAGAAAGCCAUUCGAUAAAAUGUCUUCGAUACGAAAAUGGUUAGCAUCAAAAGUAUUUUCAUCAGUUCUUUCCAAUGAUGGUCAUCAUCAUUUGAAUGAUUCAAAUGGAUCGCACACUAACGGUGAUAAUGGUGGAUUCUCUUCUCUAUUCGGUUCUCCAUUUUCAAAUCCAUCUACAUCAUCAUCUGGUGCAGGUGCUAUAAAUAGAAAUGGAGAUGGAUUUGCAAUUCCAGGAUCAUCACAAGAUCAUACUGCAACAAUAUUUUCAACAUUAGAUUCGUCAUCAUCCAAUGUUGAAAAUCAAUCAUAUUUUUCCGUCAUAUAUCAUCAUUAUAAUUCUCGAAUUCGUAAACAUCAGAUACAAACAGCAACAAUACAACCGAAUGAUAAAUUCUUAAUAACAUUAAUGUACCAAUUUUAUCAAGCAAAUGAAGAAUUGAAUUAUACAUCAUCUGAAUUGGAUACAUUUGAUGGCCGUAAAGAUACCGAUCGUUGUUCUGCCUUGGUGAAUAGUCUUAAAAAAACUCAAGAUCGUGUUAUAAGUUUAAUAUUUAGUAUAAUGGACGAAAUCGGUUGUGAACGUGCUUCAAGAGAAUAUCGGCUAAAAUUUCCCGAUGAAUUACUCACUGGCGAAGGUAUCGAAUCACUCAACAGUCAAAUUUGGUUUGGAGCUGAAUGUCUGACAGCUGGAUCUACUAUAACGAAUAACCAGGAUAAGUCGAAUUAUUUGAGACCCAUCGCAAUCAAUUUGACAACAACGUUGGAUCAGAUUCGUUAUGAAUUACGAUCCUGUUGUAAUUAUUUACCCAAAACCCCUCGAAUUUCAAAAGAUUUGAUUCGAAAAUUGGAAAACUUUGAUAAUCUUUUUUCCUCAUUUGAGUAUGAUUACGUAAAAGCAAUGUUACAGAUCAAAAACUGUGAAGAUAUUGAAAAUUUACAAGAAUUGACCAUACUGUUCAGUGAAACAUUAUCAUAUUCACUUGAAAAAGGUUUAAUUUCCAAAGAUGAAGUUGAUGGUUGCCAACCAUCAGUUAUGAUUGCCUUACCACGUCUGUCGAUUGUUCGAGGUUUAUUACAAGGUUUCGGUUCAGUUGUUUGUAAACACGAUCCAGCAGAAUUGACAACAAUUUUGCGGCCUUAUCAUAAUUUAUUGUUAGAAUUUCACGAAUUUCUGAUGAAUCUUAGUGAUGAUGAAGUUUUUUUUCUUGAAAGAUUACUAUCGACUAAUCAUGAUAAUCUGAUCGACUAUUCGGUAGAUAAUCAUUCGGCAAAUAUUUCUUCAUUAAUGAUGAUAGAUUCUGGUCAGACAGAUCAAAAUUCUCAUCAACAGCAUCAAGAUAGCCUAUUGGCUAUAUUCAAUAAAUUUUUCCGUCAUGCUAAACGAAUGAAAGAUUCUUGUCCACGAAAUCCUGAACUAACUGCAAAUCAUCUUCAUCACAGUCAUAACUAUCAUGAUGAAGAGGAUGAUAAUCAAUUACAAUCUAUGAAAAAACACCAAUCAACAACUACUUCAACCAUAUUUCGGAAAUCUUUACUCACCAAUCGUUAUAUAUCGGCAUCAGUUGAUUUUCUACUAACCAAUAACGUUCGUAAUGAUUCGGCUAACAAUGGUAACGAUGAAUCAGGCAACAACAAUAUUGUACAUCCACAACGUUAUAGUCCAUAUAAAUCAAACGAAGCACUUUUCCGCUUUAAUUCGUUGCCAAAUAUUAAUUUCAAUUUGACUAAUGAUAUGGAUGAUGAUAAUUCUGAUAUUCGCAAUCCUGUCCAUAAGCGUUCAUCAAGUAUUUCACGUGAUUAUUCAUCAUCAGCUACAACGACAUCAACUUCAUCAUCAUGUCCAUCGGUAUCAAUAACCUGUUCAUCAUCAUCCAUAUCGGUUGAAUUGGAUUUCCUUAAACAAAUCAAAGAUAUGCUCAAACGAACGCAAUUAAAAACUUUGACAAAAAAUCGUAACUGUUGUCCGCAACAACAACAACAAACGCAGCAUCGAUCAACCUCGAGUGGUGGUGUGGCUACCAAUUCUAAUGUCCAGCCUUUGAAUGAAAUUCUUGCUAAUCCUCGGGCAAAAACAGCAGCAGAUCGUCGUCGUUGUCAUCAUCACCAUCUUCAUCACAAUGAUAUCGCUUCGAACAACCAUUGCGGUGAUCAACACUCUGCACAAAAGACGAGCACGGCUGCCAUGUUUACGCCUACAACAUCGACAUUUUCUAACAACUCCGUUCAUUUUGAUUUAGAUUCAUUUUAUACUGACGAUCUUUCUCAAUUGACAUUAUAUACAAGAAAAAUUUUACAUCAAGUUUUUGUGAUGAUUUCAAGAAUUGCCGAUGAAUUCCAGACAAACUACGCCAGUGAAUUGCGCAAUAUAUUGCGUACUGUUUUCAUGUUACAGGAUAUCCAAGAGGAAGAAGAAGAAAAACGUAAACUUCAAAUACAAAAUAAUCAAUCAAAGAUGAUGAUGCAGCCAAUCGAAGUUCAAAUCGGUCAAUUAUAUGUUGAUAAUAGUGAUAAUAAUUGCAAUGAUCAUAAUACUAAUGGAUAUCAUCCGAUGGAUAAUCGUGAAAUUGAAGAAGCAAUCGAUGCUUGUCAUGAAUAUCUUGUAAUGAACCAGACGAAUAUGAAUGAUCUAACGAUGAAUGAAAGGAAUCAAUCCACCAGUAAUCAUUCUAGUCACAAAAAACAACGAUCGCGCAGCCCAGCUUCAUCAAAAGCAAGGGCUUUCGUUGAUAGAAUCAUUUCGGAAUCAACAACUGAUGAUGAUGAUGAUGAUGAUAAUACGAGCUGUGAUAGAACGACAAACACUCGUUAUAAUCGUGAUCUUUGUCAUUAUUCGGACCGUACUUAUUCAUCAUUAGAUGAUAUACGGCCUAAGUUCCAAAAUCAUCAAGGAUCAACUUCCAGUUUAUCCACAAAUCAACAUAACAUUCGAAUUAAAAGUGCUAUUCGUACAAAUGGUGUUACUGACCAUGAACAUCAUCAGAAUAGUCAAACAAACAUUUCUCUGAAUUCAUCCCAUUCAACCUCUACAUCGAUAUCAUCCUCCAAUCAAUCGUCUCAUAGUUUGCAGCCAUCCCAUUUCACAUCUUCGAGUGCAACGACGAUCGAUGAAACUCGCAUCAAUAAUGGUGAACUUCCACCAUUUCUUCAGUUUACUAAUACUGAUUCUCAGCAUGGAAUGAUUCCUAUUCUUGGUUCUGCAAUAAGUAUGUUGGAGCAAUCAUCAGCCAUGAUGAACACAACCGCAACCCGAUUGUUGAUACCACCAGUUUGGAAGCCGGAUGAUUCUGUAACAAGUUGUGAAUCUUGUUCGCAACCAUUCACAUUCAUGCGACGAAGACAUCAUUGUCGCCGUUGUGGUCGUAUUUUUUGUCAUCAAUGUUCAUCAAAUUUCGUUGCAUUGAAAUGUUUCGGAUAUGCUAAACCGGUGCGUGUUUGUGAUGAGUGUUUCAUCCAUCAUCAACAACAACAACAAUCAAAUCAUGAUCAACAACCGUCACAUCGUCACCAUCAUCAUCAUCAUCGUCAUCGCCAUACAAAUAGACAUCGCCAUAAUGCUACUUUUGGUGCCUCGUCUUAAUUUUUUUUUUCUAAUUUUUUCUAAAGUGGUCUUAUUUUUUAUUCUGGUCACCUAAUCGAUUUUUGCUGUUUUUUUCUCUGUACAAUAAACAAUUAUUUAAUCAAAAAAUAAUAAAUUUGGAAUUUGGUCAAUCUUCCUAUUUUUUCCCAU
Molecule: messenger RNA, 3832 nt
Organism: Dermatophagoides pteronyssinus (European house dust mite)
Lineage: Eukaryota; Metazoa; Arthropoda; Arachnida; Sarcoptiformes; Pyroglyphidae
Cellular component (GO): early endosome membrane
Molecular function (GO): metal ion binding
Source: RefSeq, a predicted model, not a curated record